AUGGUUCUCGCCCAUUCAUUGCGGGAUAAUGGCACAAAGGCGAAGCUCGUUGCUCUCUACACACCUGACACAUUACAGUAUGUUACUGUCAAGGAGCUCCAGACGGCAUACGACGAGAUCAUACCCGUACAAACAGCAACAAAUCACACUCCGGCAAACCUAUGGCUGAUGGAUCGCCCGGAUCUGAUCUCAACAUUCACCAAGAUCGAACUCUGGCGACAGACGCAAUUCAGACGCAUAGUAUACAUUGACUGUGAUGUCGUGGCUGUGAGAGCUCCGGAUGAACUCUUAACAUUGGAGGCGGAUUUCGCGGCCGCGCCUGAUGUCGGAUGGCCGGAUAUUUUCAAUAGCGGUGUUAUGGUCCUGCGACCCAACUUGCAGGAUUACUAUGCGCUCAAGACGCUCGCGGAGAGGGGCAUUAGCUUUGACGGGGCCGACCAAGGGCUGCUGAACAUGCAUUUUCGCAAUUGGCAUAGGUUGAGCUUCACGUAUAACUGCACUCCCAGCGCCAACUACCAGUACAUCCCUGCCUAUAAGCAUUUCCAGAGCACCAUUAGCCUGAUCCACUUCAUUGGGGCUCAGAAGCCCUGGAACAUGCCUAGACAAGUCUUGCCUGUGGAAUCACCAUAUAAUCAGUUGCUGGGGAGGUGGUGGGCUAUUUACGAUAGGCACUAUCGCCCUGUUGUAACGGUGCCCGUCCACUACCUGCCCAGUAGGCCUGCCAUGGUAGAGAGUGACAUACCUACCUACCCACAAAAGACUGUACCGCAACCGUCUCACUUACAGAUUUCACAUCCUCCUGGAGAUCAACCUAUGGCUAGUUCCUUUGAGCAAGUCUUAGAAAUACAGCAUGAUCAACAAGUGGCUAGCUCUUCUGGGCAAGCAUUAGGAACGCCACCACUACAACCACAUUCAGUACGUAGUCAUAGCCACACCCAGGUCGAACAGGCUCCUCGCGAGGAAGGCUUCCAUGACCAGGGCAGUUCUUCUCAUGGGCCGGAGGUGUCGCACGUGGAACAUGCGCAACCAGUACCAGAGGAACAUCAUCCGAUUCAGAGUGAAGCAGCACCGAUCAGAAGUGCUGUUCCACAGUAUGUUCGUGGAGAAGAACACGUAUCCGCCUAUGUGCAGCCGCAUUCCAGCCAACCAGCGUUCACAAUACAGACCGAACAGCCUACUCACCAGGCUAGCGCUCUACCGCCUCCGUCGCAACCCUCGGCUGCGAAUGAGGUCCAUCACGAGCAUCAACAGCCAGAGCCCGUCGUCGAGACACAACAGCCACCUCAGGUACUGUCCGCACCGCCAGUCGAGGUCGAAACUUUUGAAGCGCCCAAGGCGGAAUGGGAUGCAGCUCGGGAACCGCCUCCUGUGAACAGCAAGCCGGAAGGUUUUGCAUUGGCCGAAAGGACUUAUACCAUGUCUGAAGAUCAACGGCUCUUUCAACCGCCGGCAUCUUAUCCAGAGGCUCCGAAGAACAUGUGGUACCAGGUCCCUGAGACAAAGCCGGAGCCAGAAAAACUUACGCAAAUAUUCCCUUGGGAAAGUCGUGCGCCCAAGCCCACGCGUGUUUUUCUGGAGGACCAGCCGAGUACAGUCUCUACGCCCAGCGUAGAGUCACCCUCGACAUCCACCAGAGAAGAAUACAAACCAUCCAUAUGGUCAAGGACCUCAUGGACAGCCGAAGAGCCAUCUACCGCUACAUGGGAGACCUAUUCCCAUUCAAAUGCAUGGGAUGAAGUACCGGAGAUACAGAAGUACAUAUCAUCCAUUCAACAUGGCAGAAAAGCCAAAGUGCAAGUGAUCUCUGGGGGACCCAGCCCGGGAACCGAGCCCUCCAGCUGGCGAACAACCGAGUAUGGGCCCAUGGGCAUGCGAGUCACGGAUUUCCCCACGGAGGUAGAACGCCCCAGCCUUCCCGUGACGCCAGCGCCCAUCAGACGAUCCUUCGGGCAAGCCGCGGGGGACGAGACUACCGAUGAACAAUUACCGAUCGCGGAAGGCGUACCAAAACAGGAGGACUGGGUGGGUCUCACGGUUGAUGUGUUUUUGCACCUCCUUCAAGCGACGUACUUAUACUGGAAGUUUACAGAAUCCGUUGGCACGCCUCGAAGAGCUUUGCCGGCGCCAGUCCGAAGUUUUGGAGAACGCCGAUUUAUUAGUUAG
Messenger RNA from Aspergillus thermomutatus, 2163 nucleotides. RefSeq names its product glycogenin. The transcript is spliced from 4 exons. Lineage: Eukaryota; Fungi; Ascomycota; Eurotiomycetes; Eurotiales; Aspergillaceae. Gene Ontology annotation, cellular component: cytoplasm. Gene Ontology annotation, molecular function: glycosyltransferase activity. Bases 1 to 2163 code for a protein of 720 amino acids. The record is from RefSeq and is a predicted model, not a curated record.